CUCAGUGGGUUUAGUUCGAGUCUGGGAGGUGCUGCGAGAGGUGUUCCCAAACAUUGUACAUUUCCAUUUCCCUGUUACGUAACAGACAUGGCCUUGGUUUGCGUGGAGGACUUUGAAAAGAAGGCCGCUGGCCAGCUGGAGAAGAAUGCCCUGGACUACUACCGCAGCGGAGCAGGUGAGCAGUUCACCUUGGGCCUAAAUCGAGAAGCUUUUCGCCGGCUGCGUCUGCGUCCGCGUUGCCUAAGGGAUGUCUCCCGCCUGGACAUUGGCUGCCAGAUCUUCGGGGAGCAGAUGAAGUGGCCGCUGGGCAUAGCUCCCACCGCUAUGCAGAAGAUGGCCCAUCCAGAUGGAGAGAUUGGCAAUGCUAGGGCGGCGGGAAAAGCUGGUUCCAUCUUUAUACUCAGCACGCUGUCCACGACUUCGUUGGAGGACUUGGCAGCCGGUGCCCCGGACACGGUCAAGUGGUUCCAGCUGUACAUCUACAAGGAUCGUACCAUAACAGAAAAACUGGUGCGUCGUGCCGAGAAAGCCAACUUCAAGGCCCUCGUCCUAACCAUCGAUGCCCCUAUCUUUGGACACCGACGCGCCGAUGUGCGCAACAACUUCAGCCUGCCAUCGCACUUAACACUGGCUAAUUUCCAAGGCGUCAAGGCCACUGGAGUGGGCAAUGCCACCAUGGGCGCCUCGGGCAUCAACGAGUACGUGUCCAGCCAGUUUGACCCGACUAUCACCUGGAAAGAUAUUGCCUGGCUGAAGAGCAUAACCCACCUGCCCAUUGUAGUGAAGGGAGUUCUGACUGCCGAGGACGCUGUGUUGGCCAAGGAGUUCGGAUGCGCCGGACUCAUAGUUUCAAACCACGGAGCACGACAGAUCGACACAGUUCCGGCCUCAAUCGAGGCUCUGCCUGAGAUUGUGAGAGCCGUGGGCGAGGAUUUGGUAGUGAUGCUGGACGGCGGCAUCAUGCAGGGCAAUGAUAUCUUCAAGGCUUUGGCUCUUGGAGCCAAGACCGUCUUCGUGGGUCGUCCGGCUGUUUGGGGACUGGCCUACAAUGGCCAGAAGGGCGUGGAGGAAAUGCUGAGUGUGCUGCAAAAGGACUUUGAGACCACCAUGGCGUUGAUCGGAUGCCAAGCCCUGAAGGAUAUUACACCGUCGAUGGUAGCGCAUGAGCGGCAAUAUUCAAAGCUAUAAAAUGGAACCCUUUAGGAUACAAGCAUCCGUAUAAUUAUACAUUCUGUUAUAACCCAAAUAAAACUGUCAAUAAAGAUGAAGUAAAUAAGAAAGAUUA
This is a messenger RNA of Drosophila biarmipes, 1285 nucleotides long. RefSeq lists its product as uncharacterized. The transcript is spliced from 2 exons. The record is from RefSeq and is a predicted model, not a curated record. Lineage: Eukaryota; Metazoa; Arthropoda; Insecta; Diptera; Drosophilidae. Bases 88 to 1188 code for a protein of 366 amino acids. Gene Ontology annotation, molecular function: oxidoreductase activity; FMN binding.